AACGAUUUGACAGAAGAUUGAAGUGAACGUGUUGACUGCUCCAUUGUGUUGUUUUUUUCCCCGUCUAUUUAUUUAUAAAGCAAAAAAACAAGGGAAAAUAAAGUAGUUUCGACUAAAUUAUAAGACGCGUCAAAUUCAACGAAAAGCUCAAAAUUUAUUUAGCAUUUAAAACAUUGUUUACACAUUUUUUUCAAACAAAAUGGAAAUGGAAAUGAAAAUGGAACCAUCCAGCCCGACAGAUAAGAGACAACAAUUCUCUAGGUGUAGCAGUACAAACAGUGUUAUCACAUCAAAUUCAUCAGCACACAAUUCGGAUGAUGAUGAUGACAGCGGUGGUGAAAACACGAAAAACACAUCGUUGAGCUACAAAGAACGACGUCGCGAAGCACACACACAGGCCGAACAAAAGCGUCGGGAUGCCAUCAAACGGGGUUAUGAUUCGCUACAAGAUUUAGUACCGACAUGCCAACAAAACGAAACAUCUGGCUACAAGUUGAGCAAAGCAACGGUGCUGCAACGUUCGAUAGACUAUAUCGGAUUUUUACAUCAACAGAAAAAGAAACAAGAGGAUGAACGCUCCGCUUUACAAAAAGAAGUGACCGCAUUACGCAUAAUCCAAAGUAGUUACGAGAAUAUGUUACAAAAUCAACAGCAAUCGCCCGGUCAACAGGAGACGAGGGUCAGUGACGAAAUAAAAUUCAAUGUGUUCCAGGCUAUUAUCGACGAAAUGUUCCAGACAUUUGAACUUCUUCCGAUGAGCGAUUUUGCCGAAUUGGCCACCGGUGUCUUGCCAUGGUUAGAGGAGCAUUGCAAACCACAUAUGCUACGCCAAAUCGUGAAUCAAACACUUUACGAACUGCAGCAGCAACAACAACAACAGCAACAGCAACAAAAUGCACACAGCCAAAGUUCCAGCCACAUCGGAAGUGGAAGCCAGAGCACAAAUUGGAAUGGUUCCAUUUAAGAACCGACUUGCCUUCAUUUGCGAAUUCAUUUAACAGAAAACAAAAAUAAAUUAGAAAAAAAAAAUUCUGGUACAUUUGAUGAUUAGCUAAAUUAACAAACAAACUGUAAAUAUACGCCAUAGUGCGCUGUCUUCAAAUGAUUUAAAAUUAAGCAGCGUUUCUUCAAUAUCCUUUUUAUUAUUAUUUUUAUUUUUUUAAUUUUAAAUUUUGUUUACGAAUAUUUUGUAGAAGAAAGAAAUUGUUAUUGAUUUUCAUGUAUUGCAACAAGACAAAUAUUUUCCAACGUAAUAUCAGA
Messenger RNA from Sitodiplosis mosellana (orange wheat blossom midge), 1260 nucleotides. It is a transcript of the gene bigmax, whose product is annotated as max-like protein X. The record is from RefSeq and is a predicted model, not a curated record. Gene Ontology annotation, biological process: regulation of transcription by RNA polymerase II. Gene Ontology annotation, cellular component: nucleus. Gene Ontology annotation, molecular function: RNA polymerase II cis-regulatory region sequence-specific DNA binding; DNA-binding transcription factor activity, RNA polymerase II-specific; protein dimerization activity. NCBI's taxonomy places the organism in Eukaryota, Metazoa, Arthropoda, Insecta, Diptera, Cecidomyiidae. The transcript has 5 exons. The coding region runs from base 200 to 964 and encodes 254 amino acids.